This is a messenger RNA of Helobdella robusta, 621 nucleotides long. RefSeq lists its product as hypothetical. Lineage: Eukaryota; Metazoa; Annelida; Clitellata; Rhynchobdellida; Glossiphoniidae. The transcript has a single exon. The coding region runs from base 1 to 621 and encodes 206 amino acids. The record is from RefSeq and is a predicted model, not a curated record.
AUGACAACAACAACGACAACAAAGUCAAAAAAAAUUGUCUACAGCAACAACAAUCCCAACAUCAGCAACAACAACGUCAGUAACAUCAGCAGUAGUAGCAGCAACUACAUUAACAACAACAACAACAACAUCAAUAAAAACAACAUGUCAUAUAGUUAUCACAAAAACGAGUUGUACGCCAAUGAUUUUAAGCUCAACAACAUCACCAAAAACAACAUUCUAAAACACAGCAACGACAACAACAGUUUAAACAACAUUAACAACAUCAAUAACAUCUACACAAACAACAGAAAUAACCAUGACAACAACAAUUACACUAAUAAUUCUACCAUCAACAACAAUACUUCUGUUGCGAAAGACAUCAACAACAACAUCCACAACAACAACAACAACAGUUACAUCAACAACAACAGCAGUUACACAACCAUCAACUACAACAGCAUUAACAAUUACAUUAGCAACAGCAAUUACAUUAACAACAACAACAAUAAUUACAUUAACAACAACAACAUCAUGAGCAAAGAUAAUUACAAUGAGAUUGGCGAUGGCAUAGAUGAAGGCUUGCUAAUGUGUCACGAUCUAUACAACAAUGUAACCCUCCCAAACGGUCAGAACGUAUAA